AUGCAGACCAGCAUAGGCCAGCGGGCGCUGAGCACACUUGCCUCCAAGCUCCACCCGCAGCUGCCCCUCACCCCGCGCGAGAGCCAGCAGCUCCUCACCCUGCUCACCACCUCGUUCCGCACCCACCUCGACCGCGAACACCCUGUGCAUGUCUCUGAGAAAAAUCAAACGCCGGCCGUGCACACGCUCGUCGGCCAUGAAGACUACCGUUCGUCCCGUGCCACAUCCUCGUCCGCUUUGGCGUCACAACAUAUCCAUGCUGUGCUGUCCAACCCUCUCUUCGCCGUGAAGCCCUCCCGCAGACGCUCGCAGUCUGCUGCAUCACACCUUCUGAAAGAUCCCAUGGGCUGGUUCUUGAACGAGAUCGCCACAGGAGAUGCUACCCUCUCCAAGGCUUCCAUGUGCCUUGACAUGCUUGACAAACGCACAGCUGAACAGCCUCCUCAGCUGCACGACGGCAAGACACACGGCGCCAUGAUUGCUGAUUGGCUCCGCUCUAGUGGGCUGGAUGCCUCCAAGGAAUUCCUCGAGAUGUGUAUUGCAAAGCCCCACACCAAGCGACCGUCUGACACGUUCCUCUCUCGCCUUGUAUCCCUGCUGAUCGCUCAUGGCAAGAAGCCGCUCGUGUGGAAGUGGUACACCCGCUCUUGCUGUUCAGGUCUGCAGCCUGCAAAGGCACUUUUGUUCAGGAAGCUGCUGCUGAAGCACAUGGUUCACGCUGAAGCGAGUCGAGACAUCUACCGAGGCAUUGUUCUGUUCAGAAGAGCUUACGAAAUGAUCGGCAAGCAGAGUGACAAAUCAUACGAACAGCUGAGACCAGCUGGGCAGUAUCUCGUGCAAGCCGUCAUGUCGAAACCAACAAACACUAUUGGGCGUGAACUCUACAAUUCAUUCAGGCAUUCUACUCAGCUGUGGAUCAACAGUAGGUGGUCUCAAGCCGUAGACUCGAUGUUAUGGCUCCACCAUCCCACCACGGCGUCGGCUGCACCAGGGCUUCGUUUCAUCAUGGACCCUGCCGGCGCUGCUACGUACGCCAACGCCAUACCAAGUCAAAGACGCUUUAUUGUGCAGCUCAUCCUAGGCAUUGCCCGCCAGCUACUCGAAGAAGAGAGCUAUCGAGACGCACAAACCGUCAUGGCCUUUGCCAAGCAACAUUUUCCCGACCUUGUGUUGUCGAAUCUCUCAACCGAACAGCAGCCAGUUGCGGAUCGCUUGUCGAAGAAGGUCGAGAGGGAGCGGAGACGGGAGGAGAGGAACCUUGAAUUGCUGGACAGUCUUGUUUUGACAUGA
Ascochyta rabiei is the source of this 1290-nucleotide messenger RNA. RefSeq lists its product as uncharacterized. The record is from RefSeq and is a predicted model, not a curated record. The coding region runs from base 1 to 1290 and encodes 429 amino acids. Lineage: Eukaryota; Fungi; Ascomycota; Dothideomycetes; Pleosporales; Didymellaceae. The transcript has a single exon.